Tupaia belangeri chinensis (Chinese tree shrew) is the source of this 1076-nucleotide messenger RNA. Its product is annotated as B-lymphocyte antigen CD20-like. Lineage: Eukaryota; Metazoa; Chordata; Mammalia; Scandentia; Tupaiidae. The coding region runs from base 55 to 594 and encodes 179 amino acids. The record is from RefSeq and is a predicted model, not a curated record. Gene Ontology annotation, cellular component: plasma membrane. The transcript is spliced from 6 exons. Gene Ontology annotation, biological process: cell surface receptor signaling pathway.
UAGAAAAGGAGUCCACUCACCCACUAUAAUUUCUACACUGUAUCUUAGUCAAAAAUGGCAAGAAGAUUUAUCAUAAGAGAGGACGCCAAACCAAUAGCGGUUGUACAAAUAAUGACUGGCCUGAUCCACAUUGCACUAGGGACUCUCUGGAUUCAUUUUUAUUUCCUAAACGAGGAGGAGCCAAAUAGUGUUGGUCCUGUCCCUAUAUGUGUUAUGAUAUAUUACUUAUUUGUGUCAUCAUUCUUUUUCAUCAACUCAGGAGCCAGCAGUGUCUUUCAGAAGCCUCCUACACGAUGUAAGCUUGUUUACACCAUUGUAAUGAACAUCCUAAGUAUCUGCAUGGCCAUAAUUGGUUUAAUUAUAAUAAUCAUUGAAUCUUUAAUUUUUGAAUCAAAAGGAGUUGAAUACUCUUGGUCAAAUAUGUCUGGUUUUCUGCUUUUACAAUACACACUCUACAUCACCAUCUUAGAGCUCACUGCUGCAAGCAUAAACAUCCAUUGGGCUCUCGGAGCAUUUCAUCAUGAGCUAUACAAUGAAGAAAGUUCAUCUUCAGUCUCGGAAAUCUCCUCAUCAGAAUAUUCUCCCCCUUCAUAAUUUGCAAAGAACCAGUAUGACUCCAAUCAAGAACAAACGAAUCAUUGUGAAUUAGUGAAGAACUCUGUAAUUUUCAAAAGGCCUCAUGGGAAAUGUAUUCUAAUGAAGUUCUUUCCAUUACUCCUCUUCCCUCAUCCUUCAAUACAGGAUGCAAUCGGAUCAUAAGUUCACUCUUCCCUUUUUAAAAAGCUUGUAUAGCCAAACAUGGAUAAAUAUAGCCUGCCUUACCCUUGAUGUCUGAAGGAUGUAGAAAAGCAGAGAUGAAUGCCCACUUUAUUUCAGGUUGAAGGGGACUGGCACGAAUGAAGGGACACUUUCAACUGAGAAAAAAAGUACUUGGCCUUCGGAAGUACGCACAGUGUCAAUGUAGCAAUAGCAAAUCUCUUGACCUCUCCAGUAAACAGAAAUUAUAGUUCCUAGUCCUUGGAGUAGAUGGGCGUAUUAAGUGGCAAGACAUCAUCAAAAGGGCUUAGAAUAGCUCC